Molecule: messenger RNA, 1536 nt
Organism: Rhododendron vialii
Lineage: Eukaryota; Viridiplantae; Streptophyta; Magnoliopsida; Ericales; Ericaceae
Product: beta-glucuronosyltransferase GlcAT14B-like
Exons: 5
Coding region: 192-1469 (425 amino acids)
Cellular component (GO): membrane
Molecular function (GO): glucuronosyltransferase activity
Source: RefSeq, a predicted model, not a curated record
AGUUAAAUCCUCUCUCUGAGCUCUCCAACCAACUGAUCCAAUCUCAUCUCUCCCAUACCCUUCUCUGCCUAAAUCCCUCCCACCCCUUCCCAAUCCUUCUUCUUCACCUUCCCUCUCUUUCUAAUACUCCGUACAAUGUUUCUUUACACCCAUUUAAAUUACUGACAUAUACAUAGGCAUACACACAAACAAUGAAGAGAUUGAAAACCUUCUUCCCCCGCACCCACCAAGCAAUGGACAACCCAAGAUGGAUCCUCCCACUAGCAAUCUUCUCCACACUCUCUCUGCUCCUCCUCUUCCUCACAACCCUAACCUCCCUCGCCUCCCUCUUCUCUCUCCUCCCCCCCUCCCUCUACCCUGCCGUCUUCGUCCAACCAAACCUCCAGCCGCUCCGGACCACCUCCCUCCUCCCCCCUCCCCCCCGCCUCGCUUACCUCGUCUCCGGCUCGGCCGGCGACGGCCCGAUGCUCAAGCGUACCCUCCUGGCCCUCUACCACCCCAGCAACCGCUACGUCGUGCACCUCGAAGCCGAUUCCCCGCUUCAGGAGCGGCUCGAUCUGGAAAGCUUCGUCAAGAAUAAUACCCUUUUUGGUAAGUUCGGUAAUGUAGCGAUGAUCAAGAAGGCGAAUAUCGUGACGUAUCGGGGCCCCACGAUGGUGGCGAACACGCUGCACGCGGCGGCUGUUUUGUUGAGGGCCGGUGGGGAGUGGGACUGGUUUAUCAAUCUCAGUGCCAAGGAUUACCCACUUGUUACUCAAGACGAUCUGCUUCACACGUUCUCGAAUCUGCCGCGUGAUCUUAAUUUCAUCGAUCAUACCAGUGAUCUUGGGUGGAAUGAGAAUCACAGGGCAAAACCAGUAAUUGUUGAUCCAGGGUUGUACAUGGCAAAGAAAGCUGAUAUUUUGAGGACUACGCAGCGAAGAAGCAUGCCGACGGCCUUCAAGCUCUUUGCAGGUUCUGCUUGGAUGGCACUUUCUCGUCCAUUCAUUGAUUUCUGCAUAGGGGGAUGGGACAACUUACCUCGAACAGUCCUCAUGUACUAUGCGAAUUUCAUAUCCUCCCCGGAAGGUUAUUUCCACACGGUCAUCUGUAACGCUGAAGAAUUCCGCAACACCACCGUGAAUAGUGACCUCCACUUCAUAUCUUGGGACAACCCUCCUAAGCAGCACCCUCGUUACCUCACCGUCGAUGACAUGGCGAAGAUGGUGGACAGUAACGCUCCAUUUGCUAGAAAAUUCCACAUGGACGAUCCGGUGCUUGACAAGAUCGAUUCUGAACUAUUGUUUCGUGGUAAAGACAUGGUGGUCCCUGGUGGAUGGUGCAUAGGAAGCAGGGAAAAUGGGACCGAUCCUUGCUCUGCUGUGGGUGAUCUUACAGUCAUCCGUCCUACUGCUGGUGCAAAACGGCUGGAAAAUUUGAUAAGUUCUCUGUUAUCAAGUGAGAAAUUCCGACCGAGGCAGUGCAAAUAACAAAUAGCUACAGAGGCAGUUCUCAUGUAAAUAGGCCUGUACAUAAAGGGGAAGACAGCACAAUAAG